Messenger RNA from Candoia aspera, 2383 nucleotides. It is a transcript of the gene DKC1, whose product is annotated as dyskerin pseudouridine synthase 1. The transcript has 15 exons. Gene Ontology annotation, biological process: box H/ACA sno(s)RNA 3'-end processing; snRNA pseudouridine synthesis; mRNA pseudouridine synthesis. Bases 70 to 1626 code for a protein of 518 amino acids. Gene Ontology annotation, molecular function: pseudouridine synthase activity; RNA binding. Gene Ontology annotation, cellular component: box H/ACA snoRNP complex. Lineage: Eukaryota; Metazoa; Chordata; Lepidosauria; Squamata; Candoiidae. The record is from RefSeq and is a predicted model, not a curated record.
GGUCUGAGCGGGGUGGCGGGAUAGCGCAGUCGCGCUCCUGCGUCUGAGGCAGCGCGUGGCGGAGGCAACAUGGCGGACGGGACAGGUUCUGUUUCUAAGAAACACAAGAAGAAAAAGAAGUCUUUGCCCGAUGAAGAUGUUGCUGAUAUACAACAUACAGAAGAAUUCCUUAUCAAGCCUGAAUCAAGAGUGGCGCAGCUGGACACAUCACAAUGGCCUUUGCUUCUCAAGAAUUUUGACAAGUUAAAUGUGAGGACUGCACACUACACCCCACUUCCUUCUGGCUGCAAUCCCUUAAAAAGAGAGAUUUCUGAGUAUGUAAGGACGGGCUUCAUCAACCUGGAUAAGCCUUCCAACCCAUCUUCCCAUGAGGUUGUGGCCUGGGUCCGCCGCAUUCUCCGUGUUGAGAAGACAGGGCAUAGUGGCACAUUGGACCCGAAAGUUACUGGGUGCCUGAUUGUAUGCAUUGAGCGAGCAACCCGUUUGGUCAAGUCUCAACAAAGUGCCGGCAAAGAGUAUGUGGGAAUCGUUCGGCUGCACAAUGCAAUUGAGAGUGAGGUUCAACUUUCAAGGGCAAUAGAAACGUUGACGGGUGCCCUGUUUCAGAGACCUCCCCUCAUUGCUGCAGUGAAGAGGCAGCUGAGAGUCCGAACCAUCUAUGAAAGCAAACUGGUUGAAUAUGAUCCCGAAAGGAGACUGGGUAUCUUCUGGGUGAGCUGCGAAGCUGGAACCUACAUCCGGACACUUUGCGUGCAUCUGGGCUUGUUGCUGGGGGUCGGCGGUCAAAUGCAAGAGCUCCGACGAGUGCGCUCUGGGGUCAUGGGAGAGAAGGACCACAUGGUGACCAUGCACGAUGUGCUGGAUGCUCAGUGGCAGUAUGACAACAAUAAGGAUGAAAGUUACCUCCGGAGGGUGAUCUUCCCUUUGGAGAAGUUGCUGGUAUCACACAAGCGGCUCGUAAUGAAAGACAGUGCGGUGAACGCAAUCUGCUAUGGUGCGAAGAUCAUGCUUCCUGGAUUACUGCGGUAUGAAGAUGGGAUUGAAGUCAAUCAGGAAAUAGUUGUGAUCACCACAAAAGGAGAGGCCAUCUGCAUAGCUAUUGCUUUGAUGACAACCGCGGUGAUCUCUACCUGUGACCAUGGAGUUGUGGCAAAGAUCAAGCGUGUGAUCAUGGAAAGAGACACCUAUCCUCGCAAGUGGGGGCUUGGUCCCAAAGCUUCUCAGAAGAAGAUGAUGAUCAAGCAAGGAUUAUUGGACGCUCAUGGCAAACCUAAUGAGAAAACUCCACAAGCUUGGAAAAAAGACUAUGUGGAUUACAACAGGGUUUCUGUAAAGAAGGAGGCAGAAGAGAAGAAGGAGAAAAAAGAGAUUCCAGAACAGCCAGAGAGGAUGCCCAAGAAGAAAAGAAAAAUUGAGAGUGAUGGUGAUCGUGAAGCAGUAGCUUCAUCUCCCCCAGCCUCUCCAGAGGAGCAAGCAGAGAUGAAGAAGAAAAAGAAGAAGAAAGAAAAAAGGAAGAUGGCGUCUGCCGAGAGCAGCGGAGACUUAAUUGAAAUGGUCAGCGACCCGAGCGUGAAAAAGAAGAAGAAGAAGAAGAAACGAGAAGAAACAGAGGAGAGUUCAGAGUAACUCCUUGCUUCCACCCAGAGCCAGCAGCCUGGACCAGUUUGGGAAGGAAAAAUACAAUGGCCUACAGACUGGAUCAGUGUGUAAAGAUUUGUCCUGAUUGCUGUGCAAAUUAUUGGGGCCAGUGCGGCACGCCCCCUCUGUCCUGUUCUAAGGAUAGUUUGAGGUAGUUGAGGCAGCAGACUCCCUGGCCAGGCCCUGGCGACUUGCAGAAGAACUGAGAACCCUGUCUGGGAGAUGCAAUGCCAUGCUCAGGCUUGGCACUGUUAGCAACCCAUUUUUUCACUUGCCAGCCUGAAGAGUUGCAGAAUGUUGGUGAAGAUUAAGAAGAGAAAGCAGUUAAGCCACAUGUUGUCAGAUGCUUCGUUUUACAAUGUUUUUGUAGCCUUUUCUCAUUUUUUUUUUACUUGCCUUGAUUCCCUAAGAACAAGUCCAGACAUUUCCCACUCAGGGUGCUAAAGCUUUUGCUGCUUUUGUUAGUUCAAGAGGGAACAUGAAAACGUGUGUCGACAAAGGGGGGCCAUCCACCAUCUGUCCUAGCCCAAGAACAGAAUUCAGAGGCGUUUUCUCUUUUUUCACCCGUCCUAAGCAGUCUCUGGAAGAAGGUUGGAAAUCAGUCUCUGUGGUCGCGAUUGUAGCAGACAAUCACCAUUUUCAGCAGGAUGAUCUAGUCCAGUCUUGUCCUGUUCUCUUCCCUUUCUAGGCAGAGUACCGAUGCUACUUUUAAAAGGCUUUUUUUAUUAAAAGAUUACAGACCUUA